CUUUAUGGGAAAACCAAAGCGAUUAAAGAUACAUUAUCAAUUGAAAAUGAAAAAAUUUAAAUAAAAAAAUCUUUUUCAAGCUUCGUCGAAGAUUGCAAGUUCCCGUUUUAGUCUUCGACCUAAAUCCACCAAGAAGGUCAUAAGCAUUCUCAUAGAAUACUUGAAGAAAAACUAUAUAUAGCCCAAUCGCUGGCAAUCAACCUCUACCAAAUUCAAGACAUUCAUUUCUCAUAUUGUUGUAUUAAUUUCUCUUUAUUUUGUUGAAGCAAAAUGUCUGCGGAACACGAAAAAGAAUACGCUCUUUUCAACCAUAUAUUCUCUUUGCCCUCUGAAAAGUUGAAUGCAAUUCGUGGAAAACCAGAGUUAGUUUUGUCUGCCAUCGACGAUUAUCAAAAGAAUACAGAGACUCACUACAUGGAUAUUGGCCAAGCCAAGGGUCAAAUUAUCGUUGACAAAAUCCGAGAAAAGAAACCCAAGAUUAUGGUGGAGCUAGGUGGAUACCUUGGAUACUCUGCCAUUUUAUUUGGAAAAGAGCUUUUGCAAGAUUCAACUGCACAUUACUAUAGUCUAGAAGCUAAUCCGACAUUUGCUGAAAUGGCUACUAAGUUGAUUGACUUGGCCGGAAUUUCUGAAAAGGUAACUAUUUUAGUUGGUCCUGCAACAACAUCUCUAGUAAGUCUACAGAAAGAGUUGCAAAAACAAGAUUCUGGAGUCCGCACGUUCGACUUUGUUUUUAUCGACCACUGGAAAGACUUGUACGUUCCUGACUUGCGAGUGAUGGAAUCUUUGAAUCUAAUUGCUCCUGGGACAGUUUUAGUAGCCGAUAACAUUUAUCAUCCUGGUGCUCCUGAGUAUGUCAAAUACAUUCAAGGCACUGCGGAUUCAAAGCGUGAACACAAUGCUAGCAUUCCUAAUGCAAAUGGACACAGCUUUGUUGGAAGAUGGGAUAUCGUUUACGACUCGAAAACCAUACCUGUUGAGCUCGAAAAUAGAAGGGACGCUAUUGAACUCACUUAUUGCACAGGUUACGCGGAAAAAUGAAUCACGCUUCUUUCACCGUAGACCAUAUUUUUCCAUACGCUCAUUGAAUUGCUUUGUAAUGAUCUUUUGAGACAUUUAAGACAUCUUUAAUUGCUAUUUAAAUAAAUCUUUCGCUUUCUAUGCUUUA
Messenger RNA from Schizosaccharomyces octosporus yFS286, 1168 nucleotides. Its product is annotated as COMT 2 protein. Lineage: Eukaryota; Fungi; Ascomycota; Schizosaccharomycetes; Schizosaccharomycetales; Schizosaccharomycetaceae. The record is from RefSeq and is a predicted model, not a curated record. The coding region runs from base 271 to 1041 and encodes 256 amino acids. The transcript has a single exon. Gene Ontology annotation, molecular function: O-methyltransferase activity.